ACAUGACACCCAACAUUGCUUCCCAAACGCUGCGGUCCUCCUACGCGCCAAAAAUGAGCCUUGCCAAAAGGAAAGAAGCCAGCGAAAUGAGAAAGACUCUGAAGCCUCUUAUGGAGAAGCGAAGAAGGGCACGAAUCAACGAGAGCCUUAAUCAGCUCAAGACCCUCAUUUUGCCGCUGGUUGGAAAGGAUACUUCAAGAUAUUCAAAGCUUGAAAAAGCGGACAUCCUGGAAAUGACCGUGAGAUUUCUGAAGAAUCUUCCGACUAAACCCGUUCAAAAUCCAACAGAAAGCUACACCGAUGGUUACAGAGCUUGCCUGCAGCGCGUUUCCAGUCUUCUUCCAAAAACCGACCUAUUGGACAAAGAAACCUGCUGCCGCCUCGUACAGUUCAUUCAGACCAACAUGGCAACAGCAAGCACCUGCCAGAACUGCCAGGGACAAAGUGCCAGAGUUUCGAACGUCUUGCCAGUCUAUCCAGUAAGGCACUCCAGCACAGAGAGCUCCCCCAGCUCAAGUAGGAACGGCGCGAGCAGAACGCCCCCUGCAGUUCAGCCCCCUAACUACCGCGUGUGGAGACCUUGGUAGAAAUCGAAACGGACUUUAAACGAGCAGAGCCUGUAAAUAUGUACAUUAAAUUCCUAGUUAAUGGGACGUUAUAACCACUUCUAAUAUUAAGAAUUUU
Messenger RNA from Polypterus senegalus (gray bichir), 684 nucleotides. Its product is annotated as transcription factor HES-2-like. Gene Ontology annotation, cellular component: nucleus. Lineage: Eukaryota; Metazoa; Chordata; Cladistia; Polypteriformes; Polypteridae. The transcript has 4 exons. Gene Ontology annotation, biological process: anterior/posterior pattern specification; regulation of neurogenesis; regulation of transcription by RNA polymerase II. Gene Ontology annotation, molecular function: DNA-binding transcription factor activity, RNA polymerase II-specific; protein dimerization activity; RNA polymerase II cis-regulatory region sequence-specific DNA binding. The coding region runs from base 3 to 587 and encodes 194 amino acids. The record is from RefSeq and is a predicted model, not a curated record.